GAAUAUUAUUACUGAUUAUUUUAUUAGAAUUGUCCUCUCCGUCUCCCUCUCCGCCUCCUUCCCCUCGCAUCAAUCUUCCGCUCCUCUCUUCGCAGCAUUCUUUGCUUGGAAGAAGGUCCGAUGUCUUCUCCGAGCAAGCGGCGGGAGAUGGACUUCAUGAAACUAGGGAAGGAUGAUGAGAGAUUAUAAGGUGGAGACGAUAAACGACGGGAUGCAGGAAUUUUACGUAGAAUUUCACGGGCCAAAUGACAGUCUUUAUCAAGGAGGAGUGUGGAAGGUCAGAGUAGAACUUCCCGACGCUUAUCCUUACAAAUCUCCGUCCAUUGGUUUUGUUACUAAGAUGUAUCAUCCAAAUGUUGAUGAAAUGUCUGGCUCAGUUUGCUUGGAUGUUAUCAACCAGACUUGGAGUCCUAUGUUUGAUCUUUUGAAUGUCUUCGAGGUCUUCCUUCCACAACUUCUCUUGUAUCCCAAUCCUUCAGAUCCAUUGAAUGGAGAAGCUGCUGCUUUGAUGAUGCGUGAUCGACAAGCUUAUGAACUAAAAGUAAAAGAAUACUGUGAGAAGUAUGCGAAGAAUGAAAACUCUGCAGCCAAUGGAAAUUCCAGUGAUGAAGAGCUGAGCGAAGAAGAUUAUGAAUCCAGCGAUGAGGAAACCGUUCCAGGCAAUCCUGAUCCUUGACUUAAAAUUAUCUGAUUUUAUUUUCAAUGCAUGUCAAUCAUUUCAGCUAAUGCCAGGAAAUAGGGCCCUUGCCCGUGUAAUUAACUAGUUGUCUCUGUACCAUAACAAACAUUCAGCAGCUAUUGAUUCACUGGCCUGCUUGUUUCUUUUC
Molecule: messenger RNA, 827 nt
Organism: Phalaenopsis equestris
Lineage: Eukaryota; Viridiplantae; Streptophyta; Magnoliopsida; Asparagales; Orchidaceae
Product: ubiquitin-conjugating enzyme E2 4-like
Exons: 6
Coding region: 173-676 (167 amino acids)
Biological process (GO): ubiquitin-dependent protein catabolic process; protein polyubiquitination
Cellular component (GO): nucleus
Molecular function (GO): ubiquitin conjugating enzyme activity
Source: RefSeq, a predicted model, not a curated record